AUGUCCGACACGCUGGAGCACACAGUCACAGAUCCAUUACUUGCUAGACCAAGUAACCCAAGGACGAACCCGCAACAGAUUUUCUUGUCCCACGAUACUACCAAUGCCCAACCGUCGCCCAGACGAUCAGAAGUCCUCCGCCACGUUUUUCCUCGGCCAUCACGAAGUCGAACUCACGUCCGCAAGAUUUCACCCCGCGUCACCAAAGCUGAUCGUUCUAGUGUCGCGAUCGCAUCUAAGCUUCAAUUAAGGCCACGAGUUGCCUUCCACAAGUACAUUUCAUCGUUCUUUGGUACCGCCCACGACCGCGAUAUAGCUACAAUCAGCCCAGAGGCAAGGUCUAGGGCAUCCAGCUUUGCAUCUAGACCGGGAUCCUCUUUGUGUGGAUCAGAGCCUAGCUUGGAUAUGGUCUCGCCGGCCACAUUCUUCUUCAGUGGACCAAGUCUUCGAUCAGUUGGAUCUUACAGUGACUCGAUGUCUCGCCUUCCAAGCCUUGCGGAGACUAGCAGUGACAUCGAACUCUUCCGCCGAGCACGAACUUCUUCUUUCUCCGUACUGGACGAUGCAGAUGUACUUGAAGACGCCAUCCUAGAGCCUGGCGUCGAUCAAGGCAUCACCCGUACUGUAUCUGACGUCUUACUCAGUGCUGAUACACCAACUGAAGAAGAGAAAGAUUCUUUUCUUGGUGAGCCCGAAGAUGGUGACCCUCCCACUCAAGAUGAUACACAAGGUCAUGGUGUGUACGAGGACCCUCGUUUCCUGAACCAUACAACAAUCUCGCCAGUGAUAACAUUUGCCAUUCUCCUCUCGCCCUACCUGGAUAAGGCGGAAUGGAAAGCAUUGCGAUUGACAAACCGAGCAUGGUACCUUGCUUUGAGCGUCGCCGCGCCACCAAGGUAUCCCAAGGCGUAUCAUCUACCUGUCGAAAUCGUGCAACACGUGUACGACUAUCUCAGCCCAAAAGAUUUCAACGCCGCGCGCCAUACAUGCCGAGCUUGGAUGCGGGCAAGUCUUGACAAGAAGUUGUUGAUGACGAUGCUGAGUCGAGGUGGCUGGCUGAGUAGUGCUGAAAAUGCUGUGGUUUCUCCUCCCGACUCGAUUAUCCCUCGAUGCGAGGAGUGGCUACUAAGCUGUCACCUCUCUCGACAGUGCGCUUUGACCUCUGGUUGGAGCGGAAAUGGACUGGAUACGCGAGCCGCCCUUGUGGAAAGCUCCAACAUUGACUUUUCAGAGCUAGCCAAUGGUUAUGCCAGUGGUCUAAUUUUCACAACAAGUCUCUGUAGCCGAUACCUAUGCGUAGCACGGGAAACAGUCAUCUACAUCUACGAUAUUGGGAACAGACUUCCAGUACCUGUUACUAGCGUUUUGUGCCCAAGAAGAGUUCUCGGGAUGAGUAUGGAUGUCUCUUCUGGUCGACACGCUAUCGCUGCGCUUUUGGAAGGCCGAAUGGGUCUGGUUUGCGAACUACGGUACGGACGCUUUAGUGAUGGAAGCCCUGUAGAGGUUUAUGUUGAGGAUGAUGGACAGCAAUCGGGUAUCACAGCCAAACCAUCAACUGAGACCAGCCACGCCGGUGUGUCUACGGAAGGUGUGUCUUUUGAGAAAAAAGGCUUACUGCGAGAUCAAUACGAUCGCACAUACAUCCAAGAGCGAGACGCUACAACUUUCGACGCCAUCGCUGUACGCUCCAAUAACGAAGACGUCAACCUCCAAGACUCAAGCGGUCCUCCGAAAAUUCAGUCCGCCAAGGCAGAAACUCUGCCGGAGUCGUGCGCACAUGGUAUUCCGAUUGAGAAUGAAACCUCGACAAUCUAUCGCCAUCUAUGCUCCGAGGAUGAUCCACCACGCAGUGUCGCUAUCUGCCCAAAGCGUCGCUGUGUUGCAUUUGGAUGUUCUGCGGGUAUUGAACUGCAUUGGAUAGACGCACUCACGGGCCAAAGUCUGAGUCGCUGGUUCCCUCUUACCGCACCAAGUGACUAUUUGUACUUUCUCUCGCCACGACCUGGUUUUGAAUCGGCCAAGAAACUACGCCUCAUCUCCAGUGCUGCUCAUCCCGAAGAUCGACCUGUUAUCCGCCGGAAAUUCUUUGGUCUACAGGCUGUAAGCUCGUUAUGGGGCUCUUUUGGGUUCGAGGCAGCGUCCCGUAACCCAGGGUCGCCAAAUUGCGAUCACUAUCAUGCAGUUCCGCUGAGUGACGGGCAUCACAUUUUGUUCAUCGAUCCGGUCAGUGGGAGACUGGCCCUCGGCUGCGAUGCGCCCCUCGGUGGGCCCACGAAGCUUCUGCGUAAGCUCAUGUUCAUAUCGCCAGACAACAAUGCAGUACCUAGGCUCUAUAGCGCAGCCACCGACUUGUCCCAAGGCGUUCGGAUCGUUGUGACUUAUGAAGACAGUAUCAUGUUGUACAGCGUUCCGCCAGAUAUGCUCCGGCUCUCGCAUGAGGAGCAAAAGACCGAGAGAUCUGAACUCAGUAGUGUGUCUUCACACUCAGCAAAUGAGCGCCAGAGAAACCAUUGGCUCAACUAG
Pyrenophora tritici-repentis Pt-1C-BFP is the source of this 2523-nucleotide messenger RNA. The record is from RefSeq and is a predicted model, not a curated record. Lineage: Eukaryota; Fungi; Ascomycota; Dothideomycetes; Pleosporales; Pleosporaceae.